This is a messenger RNA of Procambarus clarkii (red swamp crayfish), 533 nucleotides long. Lineage: Eukaryota; Metazoa; Arthropoda; Malacostraca; Decapoda; Cambaridae. The record is from RefSeq and is a predicted model, not a curated record.
CUAUAUAAGGUAAUGAUGUGGGUUUAUCAGCCAGUUAUCAAGAAGCUACUGCUUGAGACGCACAAUUCUUACAGACUUUCUCGAGCUGUGGUUCAGACGAGUACCAGAAUGAUGCGUGGAGUUGGCGUGGCCCUGCUGGCAUUACUUGCUCUCAUUCACAUGAGUGCUGGCUUGUCCUGUCCCCGUCCAUGUGACCGAAAUAGAUGUACCAAGGUGCAGUGUAAUUUUGGCGUAGGGAAAGACCUGUGCUCGUGCUGUCCCAGGUGCCUCAAAGGUCUUGGCGAGGAAUGUGGAGGCAUUUGGAACCACGGCGGGUCCUGUGGGAAGGGUCUGACCUGCUCCAACCCGCCCAACUUCACGACACAGGAGCCAGGCAAAUGUGAACCCCAGACGUAAGAGGCAAGAGUAACAAGGCUAAUUUGCUCUGCAGUGAAGAUGAUGAAGAAUGUUGUUGAACAACAUUCUACAUUUAUUUUGAUUUCAUGCAUCACAUAAUUCCUGCCUUAAAUGUCAAGCAUUGCGAGCGUUUAAUA